AUGGACGCCGCGAAGAAGCACGCCGACGCCGGGCCCGGCGCCAGCUCGCCCGAGAUCGACGCCCGGGACCUGUCACCCGUCGACGACGACCUGGCGUUGCGGGAGAAGCAGCUCGUCAGAAAACUGGACGCGCGCAUCAUUCCCCUUGUGAUGCUCCUCUACCUCCUGAGUUUCCUAGACCGCGUCAACAUCGGCAACGCACGCCUCUACAACCUCGAGUCCGACCUCAACCUCCAAGGAAACCAGUUCCAGGUCGCCGUGUCCAUCCUCUUCGUAACCUACAUCAUCUUCGAGGUCCCCUCCAACCUCGUCCUCAAGCUCUUCACGCCCUCCCGCUGGAUCGCCUUCAUCACCGUCGCCUGGGGCAUCAUAGCCACCCUCACGGGGCUGGUCGACUCCUACGGCGCCCUCAUCGCGUGCCGCCUGCUCCUCGGCGCCGUCGAGGCCGGCCUCUUCCCCGGGCUGAACGUCUACCUCACCUUCUUCUACAGCAAGCACGAGCUCGCGCUGCGCGUGGGCUACCUCUUCGUCAGCGCGGCCAUCGCGGGCGGGCUGGGCGGGCUGCUGGCGUAUGGGAUCGGGCACAUGGAGGGCGUGGCCGGGCUGAGCGGGUGGCGGUGGAUUAUGAUUAUCGAGGGCCUGCCGACGGUUGUGCUUGGUGUUGUGACCUUCUUUUUGCUGCCGAAUGAUGCUGCGAGUGCGAGUUUCCUGAGCGAGGAGGAGAAGAGGCUGAUGGUGGAGAGGCGGGGGCGGGAGUACGGCAACACGAGCAGCGCGCAGGAGUUCAGCCGCGAGGACAUGUGGAAGGCCUUCAAGGACUGGAAGGUCUGGGUGUUUUGCGUGGCGCAGUUUGGCGUGGACACCAUGCUCUACGGCUUUUCUACCUUCCUCCCGACGAUCAUCAACGGCCUCGGCACCUGGACCGUCGCGCAGGUGCAGCUCCUCACGGUGCCGUGCUACGCCCUCGGCGUGGUGGUGUACAUGACCGCGGCCUUCCUGUCGGACCGCAAGCAGCUCCGCGGGCUGUUCUGCGUGGUCUUCGGGAGCGUGAGCGUGAUCGGGUACGCCAUUCUCAUCUCGGACACCUCGUCUGGGGUGCAUUACUUUGGAUGCUUCCUGGUGGCGGCCGGGUUGUACGUCGUCGUCGGACUGCCGCUGGCUUGGCUGCCGAAUAACUCGCCGAGAUAUGGCAAGAGGACGACUGCGAGCGGGAUGCAGCUGACGAUUGGGAACUGUUCUGGGGUGAUGUCGUCUUUCAUCUAUCAAGCGAUCGACAAGCCCAGGUACAUCGGGGGCCACGCGGUGACGCUGAGCAUGGUCGGAAUGGGGACGUGCUUGUACGGCUUCAUGUGGUUCUGGUACUGGAGGGCUAAUAAGCAGCGGGAGGCCGGUCUUGCGGAGGACAAGUAUCGUGAUCUGUCUGAUGACGAGCUUGCGGAGCUUGGAGACGAGAGUCCGCGGUUCAGAUACACCAUUUGA
Colletotrichum gloeosporioides is the source of this 1479-nucleotide messenger RNA. RefSeq names its product putative transporter. The record is from RefSeq and is a predicted model, not a curated record. Lineage: Eukaryota; Fungi; Ascomycota; Sordariomycetes; Glomerellales; Glomerellaceae. The transcript has 5 exons. Gene Ontology annotation, cellular component: membrane. Gene Ontology annotation, biological process: transmembrane transport. Gene Ontology annotation, molecular function: transmembrane transporter activity. The coding region runs from base 1 to 1479 and encodes 492 amino acids.